Molecule: messenger RNA, 777 nt
Organism: Aspergillus luchuensis
Lineage: Eukaryota; Fungi; Ascomycota; Eurotiomycetes; Eurotiales; Aspergillaceae
Product: gamma-glutamylcyclotransferase family protein
Exons: 1
Coding region: 1-777 (258 amino acids)
Molecular function (GO): gamma-glutamylcyclotransferase activity
Source: RefSeq, a predicted model, not a curated record
AUGCAUCUCCACACAGACCUCGACGUCGACACCACCACCACCACCCCCUCCACCCUCAUCAAUAUCACUACUGCCACCUCAGCAGCCAAACCCACCACAACCACCACAACAACUCUCACCGAACUCACCCCCACAACCACCCUCUCUAGUGGUACCGCUAAACCCCUCUACUUUGCCUACGGCUCCAACCUCUCCCCCACGCAAAUGGCUACCCGUUGCACCGCCCUCCCCUCCUCGUCCAUCCCGCUCGCCAUCGCCCGCCUCCCCAAAUGGCGUUGGCUGAUCCACGAGGGCGGCUACGCCAACGUUGUGCCCCCCGCUGAGAUGUGCGUCUCGAAGCAGCAAGCCGAGUGCAUCUCGACCGGCGAGGUGGGUGUUGCUGGCGGUGCUGACGAGGAUGCCGUGUACGGUGUGUUAUAUGAUAUGGGAGAGGAGGAUGAGAGGAUUCUCGAUGGGUUUGAGGGCGUGGAUUACUCGGCUCCGGAUGCUGCUGAGGAAGGGACGGUGGAGGGCAUGGUGAGGGAGAAGGAGCAGGGUCAUGGGAGUUAUAACAAGUGGGUGGUGGAGGCGGAAGUGGUUAAGUGGAUGAAUGUGGAUGGGAAUGAGGCUAAGACGGUGCCCGUGUUGGUGUAUGUGGAUGAGAUGAGGGUGCGGAAUGGCCCGCCUAAGGCGGAGUAUAUUCCCAGGAUGAACCGGGCGAUUCGCGAGUCGGUGGCCCUUGGGUUGCCUGCUAAGUGGGCGGAGGAGGUUAUGAGACCGGCUAUUCCGUUGAAUUAG